Molecule: messenger RNA, 2609 nt
Organism: Cygnus olor (mute swan)
Lineage: Eukaryota; Metazoa; Chordata; Aves; Anseriformes; Anatidae
Gene: GPR82
Product: G protein-coupled receptor 82
Exons: 3
Coding region: 1387-2370 (327 amino acids)
Biological process (GO): G protein-coupled receptor signaling pathway
Cellular component (GO): membrane
Molecular function (GO): G protein-coupled receptor activity
Source: RefSeq, a predicted model, not a curated record
AUAAAAUAAACCAUUUAUAGGUUAGGUGAAUGGAAAUAGUCCACUAAAAGAAUGGAGAAGGUGCUUACAGUUUUGAACUAAUGACAUACUUCUGGUGUUUUUUUUUGUUGUUGCUGAUUUUUUCGUUUUUGUUUUUACUUACGAUAUCCCAUUCCUUUGUUGUCCAUCUCACUAACCAGUUGCAAAAUGAAGUCUGAUAGACUGUAAUUCACUGUAUUAAUCUGUUAUCAUACAAUAGAUCAGAAAAAAAAGUAGCAUUACCUCUUCGCAGAGCAAGAAUUAUGAGCACUGAAUUAAAAAUACUACAGGCUACUGGUAAUAAUCAACUGAGUAAUAAUAAUAAAAAAACUCUGCUAACUGAAAUUGCUCACACCUUUUGGCAUCUGACCACGAUUUCCUUCUAGCACAUUUUCAGGAUAUGUAUUCUUGUGUCUAAAACUGGAUGGAACACCACAGAAACAAGGACUUGUAAGACUGCUUAAGAGACUAUUAGAUAUUUAAUACAAGAACCUUUCUAUUAAAACAAAUUUUAACACAAUUAUAUAUUCAAAAGUUGAAAGAAAAGGUAAAACUAAGCUUAACAGGAACAAAAAUUAAAAUAUGCAUGCAAACUAAUUACAGCAUUAUGAACUAAUUACUAAUAUUUCUCAGCAAGUUCCCCUCACUUAAAUUUAAUCUUAAAUGAGAUCAAUUUUUUAGUCUAAAUAGAAGGCCAGAAUACAUGUCCAUCAUUUUAGAACAACAACAACAACAACAAAAAUGAACAAUUAAAUCCAUAGUAGAUCACUAAAGUGGAUUCUCGGAUUCUUACAGUGGGUGCUUAUAUGUGAAGCAAAGCAAACACAACAAGAAUCUUAGUAAAACUCCAGAAGUUUUUUUAUGGUAUCUCCUCUGUUCUCAUAGAGGAACUUAUUUAAGGCUUUUGAAAACUCAUAUCUGACGACCACAGAUGUAUCAGAAAGAAGGAAAUUCAGAAGUCUCGAGCUCCGCAGAGCUAAGCGGAGUUUGACUCAUCUGUGAUCAACACUCUUCUUCCGGAGGAGGGAAAACAUUCUUUGUAGCCUUCUGGGUGGUUUCUGUAAAACACUCUAUUUCUUGGACACAAACUGAGUUGGUUUUCCUGAAUGAUUAGUAAGCCUAGAACGCAUCAGCUGUUAACUGCUUCCACAGAAUCCAGCAUGUGACUAGACAUAAGUGAUCUGUUCAUUUGGUCACUGACACGAAGAUAUGACAUGGAUACACUCUUAUUACUGCAGAAUUAAAUAUCAUCCUUUUCAUUGCAGCAGCGGAGAUAAAAAGGACGUAAGACAAAAUUUCCCUCUCUCCAAAGGAAGGUGCCUGCAGCUUGCAUAGCUCUCACCAUUUAUGCAAGAAGACUCGGCAUAAAUGACAAAUUCAACAUGUGUUCUCCAGCCAUCAUUAGCUACUACUGUAGCUCUACCCAUCAUCUACUCUUUCCUAUUUACAACUGGCAGUUUUGGAAAUACUCUCGCUGCCUGUGUAUUUUUAAGGCAAAUACCCACAAGAAGAACACAAUACAUUUACCUGGUAAAUCUUGUCACUGCAAAUUUGCUCAUAUGCAGUGCUAUGCCUUUCCUGGCUGCCUAUUUUGCAAAUGGGCAUAAUUGGACAUAUGAAUCUGGAAUAUGCAAGAUAUCGUACCACCUUGGAACUACCAUUACACAUGUCUGUAUGUAUGUUACAAUUCUAAUUUUAUGUACAAUUGCUUUAAGUCAGUAUGCAACACUGAAGAAAAAUAAUGAUGCACAAUACUCUCAAGCAGUUAAGGAAAACUUCAGCAAACGUGUACUUAAAAAGUUCCGUCAGCCAAAAUUUGCUAAAUAUUUUUCUAUCUUUAUAUGGCUUAUUGUAAUGUGCAUAACGGUAGCAACUAUAACAUAUGAUGCUCAGGCAAGGUCUGAGGAAGAAUUUUACACGUGUUAUAACAAGAGGGUAGAAGCUGGUGAAUUUACUGCAAAGAUUGCAGCAUCUUUUGUUACUGCUUGUUUUUUUCUAUUGUUUGUAACAGUUUUGUUGUCAUACUAUUCUCUUACCAGGCAUCUGAGUAAAAUACAAAAAAACACUUGCAUUGGACAAAAACAUCUGAUUUACAGAACAGUGAAAAGAAACAUUCUUGUCAUCCAGAUAAUUUUAACUGUCUGCUUUCUUCCAUAUCAUGUUUUUAGGCCAAUUUUUUAUGUACUGCUUCUAGAUGAAGACUGUUCAAGGCUAAACUAUCUAGUGGAAAUUAAAAAUUUCCUUGCUUGUCUCGCUGUUUCUAGGAGUAGUGUAGACCCAGCUAUAACCCUUCUACUAGAUAGAACAUUAAAGAAAAGUUUGUAUGACCUGUUUAAAAAAUCCACACCUUAACACCACCAAUAUAAACCUGGUAUUUUCACUGAAAAGAUCCCCUGCAAUGUGAAGUAAUGCGGAAAGAAUUUAGUAAAACUGAACUAACAGUAAACUCAUUUUGACUCCUAUAAUCAGACUUUUACAUGAAAUGGCAAAUAUCUAAAUAAAAUAACAUAUUACAUGUAUAUAUAUUUUUUAAUAUGAUCUUGUUUGCUACAUCAACAUUAGCCAUAAUAAAUCCUAAGUGUAUAUCCAAA